AUGAUUCACCAGAGCGACUUUAUCAUCGCCAGCAACAACAGCAUCAACGACAACACGUACAACGCGAAGAAGGCCAAGUCCGCCGUGCACCGCGUGAAGAAGCUGCUGAAACCACUGCUGAAGCUGCUGACGCAGCCCAAGCCGCUGGGCAAGUCCUGCCACAGCCACGACUUUGACUUCUACGCGCCGUGCGACGACAAUGCCGCCAACGAGGCGCUGGAAGCGCGCAUCCUGCAGGAGAUCGCGCAAUGCGAGAGCGACGCCGCAGUGUACGUGUACGACGACGGCGACUGCCGCCUGCAGCCGGUGAGCCGCGAUCAGCAGUUCGUGCCGGUGCACUUUGCGCGCACCGACGCCGGCACCUUCUUCUGGACCACCAUGGCCAAGGAGGCGGACUGCGACCUCAUCCAGCCCACCUACUGCUGCUCCCACUUCCAGCAGCCGCAACUGCAAGACCGCUGGGUGCAGGCCUAGGUCCGCGAUAUGAGAACCCUCAGCAAAUCCACCGUCUUCCGCGCUGGCAUUGUGAUAAACCCCACCGCAUAUCUUUAAGUCAUGUGAUCGCAUUGAGCUUUAAU
This is a messenger RNA of Phlebotomus argentipes, 578 nucleotides long. RefSeq names its product enhancer of split m4 protein-like. Gene Ontology annotation, biological process: sensory organ development; Notch signaling pathway. The transcript has a single exon. The record is from RefSeq and is a predicted model, not a curated record. Bases 1 to 474 code for a protein of 157 amino acids. Lineage: Eukaryota; Metazoa; Arthropoda; Insecta; Diptera; Psychodidae.